GUACAUGCCUUACGAAAUUUAUAAAACUUUGGAUAAACGUGAAUAGAGCUGAAAAUAAACUGACUCGCCACCGUCGCUUAUCAGCGAUAGCCACCCACGACAAAGUCACGGUGACUGCGGACUCAAAAGUGCACUGUGCGAAACAGCGACCCUCGGCAACCCAGUCAGUUCUGCUCUUUUUUAGGCGGCCGCCGUCGCGUGAGGACUGAAGAGAAAAUCGAGAUUUUGUUUCGUUUCACUUGGAGUCACUUGGAGUCAAACAGGAUAAGAUGGCAGCGGAUCAGGCUCAGUUCCAACAGCUCCUGGUGUCCCUUUUGUCCACGGACAAUGAUGUACGCCAGCAGGCGGAGGAAGCGUAUAACAAUCUGGCAAGGGAAUUGAAGGUGACGCACCUCCUGGGCAAUAUCCAAAAUGGUCAGCAAUCUGAGGAGGCUCGCCAGAUGGCCGCUGUGUUGUUGCGCCGUCUGUUCACUACCGAGUUCUUGGAGUUCUACAAAGAGAUUCCCGCUGAGUCACAGACCCAGCUGCUCCAACAAAUCCUUCUGGCCGUGCAGCAGGAGGUAACUCCGCAGCUGAGGCGAAAGAUCUGCGAGGUGGUGGCCGAGGUGGCCAGAAACAUGAUCGACGAGGACUGCAACAACCAGUGGCCGGACGUUCUGCAGUUUCUCUUCCAGUGCGCGAACUCGCCCACGCCCCAGCUGCAGGAAUCAGCGCUACGGGUCUUCUCCAGUGUGCCCUCGAUAUUUGGAAACCAAGAGGCUCAGUACAUUGACCUAAUCAAGCAGAUGCUGGCCAAGAGUAUGGACGCCAGUUCCGACCCGGAGGUCCGAGUCCAGGCUGUGCGAGCCGUCGGUGCCUUUAUUCUCUAUCACGACAAGGAGAAGGAGACGGCCAUCUACAAGCAUUUUGCGGAUAUGCUGCCCCGGAUGAUCCACAUCACUGGAGAGACAAUCGAGGGCCAGGACGACCAGAGCCUGCUAAAGCUCCUCAUCGAGAUGACCGAGAACUGCCCAAAGUUCCUGCGCCCCCAACUGGAGUUCAUUUUCGAGGUCUGCAUGAAGGUUUUCAGCUCGCAGGACUUUGAGGAUAGCUGGCGGCACCUUGUCCUCGAGGUUAUGGUCUCGCUGGCCGAAAACGCCCCUGCAAUGGUACGCAAGCGGGCCGAUAAGUACAUCGUGGCUCUGAUCCCGCUAAUUCUGCACAUGAUGACCGAUUUGGAUGAGGACGAGAACUGGUCCACCGCCGAUGUGGUCGAUGAUGACGAUCACAGCGACAACAACGUGAUCGCCGAAUCCUCACUGGAUCGCCUCGCCUGCGGCUUGGGAGGAAAGGUUGUUCUUCCGCACGUUAUGAGUGCCCUGCCUGCUAUGUUGGGUCAUGCUGAUUGGAAGCAUCGCUUCGCCGCCCUCAUGGCCAUCUCGGCCAUCGGUGAGGGCUGCCUCAAGCAGAUGGAGGCCAUUUUGGACGAGGUUAUGACUGGAGUCCUGAACUUCCUAAGGGAUCCCCAUCCUCGCGUUCGUUACGCCGCCUGCAACGCCAUUGGCCAAAUGUCUACCGACUUUGCACCGACCUUUGAAAAGAAGUUCCACAGCCAGGUCAUUCCCGGUCUAUUGGCCCUCUUGGACGACGUGGAGAAUCCCCGCGUGCAAGCGCACGCCGGUGCUGCUCUGGUGAACUUUAGCGAGGACUGCCCGAAGAACAUAUUGACACGCUACUUGGACGGGAUCAUGGCCAAGCUGGAGACCAUACUGAACUCGAAGUUCAAGGAGCUCGUAGAGAAGGGUAACAAGUUGGUCUUGGAGCAGGUGGUGACCACCAUAGCUUCUGUAGCGGAUACCUGCGAAGCGGAGUUUGUUGCCUACUACGACCGCCUUAUGCCAUGCCUUAAGUUCAUCAUCCAGAAUGCCAACUCGGAUGAUCUGCGUAUGCUUCGUGGAAAGACCAUUGAGUGCGUGAGCCUGAUUGGAUUGGCGGUCGGCCGUGAGAAGUUCAUCGGCGAUGCCGGAGAGAUCAUGGACAUGCUCUUGGUCAAUCACACCGAGGGAGGAGAGCUGGCUGAUGAUGAUCCGCAGACCUCCUAUCUGAUCACGGCCUGGGCUCGCAUGUGCAAAAUCCUUGGCAAACAGUUCGAGCAGUACCUGCCCGUCGUUAUGGGUCCCGUAAUGCGGACCGCCACCAUGAAGCCCGAGGUGGCGAUGCUGGACAACGACGAGGUGGAGGAUAUCGAGGGGGAUGUCGACUGGUCUUUCAUCAAUCUUGGAGAGCAGCAGAACUUCGCCAUUCGUACGGCUGGCAUGGAUGACAAGGCCUCAGCGUGUGAGAUGCUGGUCUGUUAUGCCAGGGAACUGAAGGAAGGUUUUGCCGAGUAUGCCGAAGAGGUGGUGCGUCAAAUGCUUCCCAUGCUUAAGUUCUACUUCCACGAUGGUGUCCGCACAGCGGCUGCCGAGUCGUUGCCUUAUCUUCUCGACUGCGCGAAGAUCAAGGGUCCGCAGUAUCUUGAGGGCAUGUGGUUGUUCAUCUGCCCCGAGCUGCUCAAGGUGAUUACUACGGAACCGGAGCCGGAAGUGCAGUCUGAGCUGCUCAACUCGCUGGCCAAAUGCAUUGAGACCCUGGGACCCAAUUGCCUUAACGAGGAUGCCAUGAAGCAGGUUCUCGAGAUCAUCAACAAGUAUGUGACUGAGCAUUUCGAGCGGGCUGACAAGCGCUUGGCUGCCCGGAACGAGGAGGACUAUGACGACGGGGUCGAGGAGGAGCUGGCCGAGCAGGACGACACUGACGUCUACAUCCUUUCCAAAAUAGUGGACAUCACACAUGCCCUCUUCCAGACGAACAAGGCCCAGUUUUUGCCUGCCUUUGAGCAGGUGGCUCCGCACUUUGUUAAGUUGCUGGAACCCAGUCGAUCUGUCGCUGAUCGCCAGUGGGGCGUGUGCGUAUUCGAUGAUCUGAUCGAAUUUUGUGGCCCUGCAUGUGCACCCUAUCAGCAGAUCUUUACGCCAGCCCUACUGCAAUACGUGGGGGAUAAAUCGCCGGAGGUGCGCCAGGCGGCUGCCUAUGGAUGCGGAGUGCUUGGCCAGUUCGCCGGCGAACAGUUCGCGCUCACUUGCGCCCAGAUCAUUCCACUGCUGGUGCAGGUCAUCAACGAUCCCAAGUCCCGCGAAAUUGAGAACAUCAACGCGACAGAGAAUGCAAUUUCGGCGUUUGCCAAGAUCCUCAAAUACAACAAGUCGGCGCUGACCAACGUGGAUGAGCUGAUCGCAGCAUGGUUCUCUUGGCUGCCAGUGUCCGAGGACCCGGAGGAGGCCGCCCACAUCUAUGGCUACCUUUGCGACCUUAUUGAGGGCAACCACCCGGUUAUCCUUGGCGCCAACAACUGCAAUCUGCCACGCAUCGUCUCCAUCAUCGCUGAAGCAUUCUGCACCAAGGUGCUGGAGGCGCAAAGUGCCACCGGCACACGCAUGCUCACCAUUGUCAAGCAGGUCGAGUCCAACCCGGACGUCAUGGCGGCAUGUGCUAGCACCCUUAGCCCAGAGCAGCAGCAGGCGUUGCAAGACGCCUACCGGGAGUUGGCGAACGUGGCAACCGCCUAAGGGGGACCGUAGUCCCAAGCUUCUUUUGGCCCAACCCCCCAGUCCUGGGGACCUCGGCAAGGAAGGAAGGAUGGAAGCUUCAGCUACUCGUUAUCAUUAUUUUUCAUCUGACCGAAAAUGUCGUCCCAAAUGCAUUACAAACUAUACGUUAAAAACAUACAUACACGCAUACUUAUAUUUAUGUGUACGAUAGAGUAAUCGGGGUAUAAACUCUAUAUAUAUUGUGAUUUCAAUCAAAAAAUCUUCUCCCGAAGACAAAAGUCUGCGCCUCCUUAGAAUUUGACAUGUUGUAUGGAUUGGAUCCAAUUGCCAUCGCAAUCACACACAAAUUCCAAUAGAUUAUUUUCGUUAUUCAAUUUUGCAUAUGUUUCAUACAUAUGCGUGUAUAUUCGGCCCACACGGCCGCCAGCCCCCUGCAAAAAACAGGAUGUGAACGUUGUCCGAAUCGACCGAAAUGUAAUUUUGUGCAUUCAAACUAGGAUCCACAAAAAAAUAUUUAAAGGAUUUAUUGUAUUUUAAAAAUGAUAAAAAGAACGAAAUAAAUAACACAAAACGAAAUUUUA
This is a messenger RNA of Drosophila ficusphila, 4150 nucleotides long. RefSeq names its product importin-5 (gene Karybeta3). Gene Ontology annotation, molecular function: nuclear import signal receptor activity; protein binding. NCBI's taxonomy places the organism in Eukaryota, Metazoa, Arthropoda, Insecta, Diptera, Drosophilidae. Gene Ontology annotation, biological process: protein import into nucleus. The transcript has 5 exons. Gene Ontology annotation, cellular component: nucleus; cytoplasm. The record is from RefSeq and is a predicted model, not a curated record. Bases 270 to 3587 code for a protein of 1105 amino acids.